This is a messenger RNA of Meloidogyne enterolobii, 728 nucleotides long. NCBI's taxonomy places the organism in Eukaryota, Metazoa, Nematoda, Chromadorea, Rhabditida, Meloidogynidae. The record is from the annotation of a GenBank genome assembly.
UUCUUUCAAUUGUGGACAGUCCUGGGUGUGUAAUUUGUAUAAAAUAAUAUUUUAAAGGCUCAAUGGUGUUCUUCCAAAAUCUGUGCGUGUGAUCGCUUUUGCUCCAGUUGACAAGGAUUUCAGUGCUCGUUUUGAUUGUAUUGAACGUGUCUAUACAUACAUUUUUCCGAUGGCAAUGGCUACAAAUUUGAUGGUAUUUUUAAAAAUUUUUUUUAAAAAUUCUUUAAAAAUUAAUUUUUUUAUGAAAUCAAAAAUGCCUGUCAACGUCUAAUCGGAUCACACGAUUUCCGUAAUUUUUGCCACAUUGACAAAAAUACUGGAAGGAUUGAUAUGUCCUAUAUUCGAACAAUUAAAGAUGCUAAAAUUGAAGAAUUGGAAGAAAACAAUUUUUCUUCUUCCAAAGAAUUUAAUCUUUUAAAAUUAACAAUAAAAGCGAGCGGGUUUUUGUGGCAUCAAAUUCGCUGUAUUGUGACGAUACUUUAUGAGAUUGGCUGUGGAAAUGAAAAAGUGGAGUUGAUUGAUCAACUUUUGGAUGUUGAACUUUUUCCUUCAAGACCCCAAUACAAACUAGCAAACGAAUUACCACUUUGCCUAUUUGAUUGUACUUUUUCGGACGGUCAAUUGGAUUGGCAGUUUGAUAGGGGAACAAUUUGCAGUAUUAUUGGUAAUUUUUUGAAAGGAUUUUUUGAAUUUAUUUUUAGGAAUUUUACAAAAAAUAUGGGCUGAAC